UCAGAGAGAGAGAGAGGGAAAAGAGCGUUGAUCUCCCUCCCUUGCGUGAGUGUGUGAGCGCGUGUGUGAGCGUGUGUGUCUGUGUGUGUGAGUGUUUGUCACAGAUUCAGUAAACGCUGUUUGUGAGUCACUGACUCGCUGUCGGACUCGGAGCUUCCACACAGUUCACAGCCAACAUGGGUUAGGACGCGAGCGACGCACGGAUGAUCCACUUUGUGCACUUCGGCGAGGAUGAUGGGGGGAAAAGAAACGGACUUGUUUUCGCAGAUACAUCCUGACAAAGACGGAGACUGAGAGGGAGUAGAGAGCGAUCUGGACCCGCUGCCUCUCUCCGCGUCUUGCCUCGCUUCAAUUACCCUGUCUUUUUUUUGUUUGUUUUUCCUCUUUUGUUUAUUAUUAUCUUCAUUUCCCCCCCCUCCUGCCGCGUGUGAGUGACACAGAGAUGUUUGCAGAAUUGCUGUGCGGCGCCGUGGCUCUGGUCCUGUAUGUCAACACUCUGGGCGCAGAUUUCUGCUACGAUGACAGCCGUGCAAUCAAGACCAAUCAGGAUCUGCUUCCCGAAACUCCCUGGACAAACGUCUUCUACGAUGACUUCUGGGGCACUUUACUCACGCACAGUGGCAGUCAUAAGUCUUACCGGCCUCUCUGCACCUUCUCCUUCCGCCUCAACUACGCCGUGGGUGGGCUGGAGCCCUGGAGUUACCACAUGGUUAAUGUGGCCUUCCACGGAGCAGUGACAGCCCUGUUUACCUCGCUGGCGCGCCUGCUGCUUGGAGGAGGCCCGUGGAGCCUCCUAGCGGGCCUCCUCUUUGCUUCUCACCCCAUCCACACUGAGGCAGUGGCGGGUGUCGUGGGCCGGGCCGAUGAAGGUGCCGCUCUGUUCUUUUUGCUGUCCCUGCUCUGUUACAUCCAUCAUUGCACGCUGCGGGGCCAUGCUGGGUCCUGGCGGCUCAUGGCGUGGUUCGUGUGCAGCCUGGCCUGCGCUGCCUGCAGCAUGCUGUGGAAGGAGCUCGGAGUCACAGUCCUGGCUGUGUCAGCGCUGUACGACGUCUGCGUUUUCCACAAGCUCAAAUUGCGGCAGGUCGUCAUGCUCUUCUACAAGAGAAAGAACGUCCACUUGCUGCUGAAUGUGUUUUUGUUGGCAGCGUGGGGAGCCGUCCUGUUAGCCUGCCGCUUCUACUGGAUGGGCAACAAACCGCCAAACUUCUCCAAUUCUGACAACCCGGCGGCCGACUCCCCCUCGCUCCUCACCAGAACGCUGACGUUUUUCUACCUACCGGCCGUCAACUUUUGGCUUCUCCUCUGUCCAGAUAUGCUCAGUUUUGACUGGUCAAUGGACGCCCUGCCGCUGAUCAGGAGCCUGACUGAUUGGAGGAACUUUUAUUCAGUCGUCUUCUACCUUGGUCUACUGCUGCUGGCUUGGUUUGGCCUGUGGACGCACCGCGCUGCUAAGAGCAAGGACGCGAACGGCAAAGCGCAUCACUACACUAAUGGCAAAAAUGGAAACAGUAAUGGACACAGUUACCAGUAUAACAAUCAUGAGCAUAUGAACAACUCUCACACAGGCACUCACAGUAGCAGUGCACAAAAUGGUACCAAAAAGCACUUUGAGAUCAGGACUCCACUGCCCACCACAGAAAAUGUUGUGGUGCUUUCUCUGGGCUUGUUGGCCAUCCCAUUCCUCCCUGCUACAAAUCUGUUUUUCUAUGUCGGUUUUGUGAUAGCAGAGAGAGUUCUGUACAUCCCCAGCAUGGGCUUUUGCCUGCUGAUAGCAGUGGGCAUGAGGUCCUUGUACGUUCGCCUGAGGCACCGGUCCUUCAGGACGAUGUUGGUGUAUUGCAGCGCUGCCCUCGUCCUUCUGUUUGGUGUCAAAACUGUUUUGAGGAACCGGGACUGGAAGAAUGAGGAGAUGCUUUACAAGUCAGGGAUUUAUGUGAAUCCUGCGAAAGCAUGGGGCAACCUUGGAAAUGUCCUGAAGAGCCAGGGCAAGAUGGAGGAGGCUGAAGUGGCCUACAGAAAUGCCCUCUAUUAUCGCAGCAACAUGGCUGACAUGCUGUACAACCUUGGUUUGCUGCUACAGGAAAGCAACAAGUUCGCAGAGGCACUCCACUAUUAUAAGCUGGCCAUUGGUAGUCGGCCAACUCUGGCUUCGGCUUACUUGAACACGGGCAUCGUCCUCAUGAACCAGGGUCGCCUCGACGAAGCCAAACGCACUUUUCUUACCUGUGCCGACAUCCCAGAUGAGAACCUGAAGGACCCCCACGCCCACAAGAGCUCGGUCACCAGCUGCUUAUACAACCUGGGCAAGCUGCUCCAUGAGCAGGGACAUCAGGAGGAGGCCCUCUCGGUGUUUAAAGAAGCAAUACAGAAAAUGCCAAGACAAUUUGCACCACAGAGCCUCUACAACAUGAUGGGAGAGGCCUUUGUGAGGCUCAACAUGCUCACGGAAGCUGAACACUGGUACAGAGAGUCUCUGCGAGCCAAGCCCGACCACAUCCCUGCUCACCUCACCUACGGCAAACUCCUCGCGAUGACGGGGCAAAAAACAGAAGCUGAGAGGUACUUCUUGAAAGCCAUCCAACUCGAUCCCUUAAAGGGCAACUGUUACAUGCAUUAUGGUCAGUUUUUGUUGGAAGAGUCGCGGCUGCUGGAAGCGGCCGAGAUGGCAGAGAAAGCUGCACGCCUGGACAGCGGCGAGUUUGAUGUGGUCUUCAGCGCAGCCCAUAUGCUCAGACAAGCCAGUCUAAAUGAGGCGGCCGAGAGGUACUACGGACAAGCGGCGAGCCUGAGACCCAACUAUCCUGCAGCUCUGAUGAACCUGGGAGCGAUCCUCCACCUCAACGGGAAGCUGCAAGAAGCGGAAGCCAAUUACCUCAGAGCGCUCCAGCUGAAACCCGAUGACACCAUCACACAGUCCAACUUGCGAAAGCUGUGGAACAUCAUGGAGAAACAGGGCCUGAGGACCACAAGCCCCUGAGGUCGCCCUGCCUAUAGUACCUGCCAUAAGUACGCCAGACCUGGAGGAAAGGAACAUGUCCUUAUUCACUCGUCCAGGAGAAACAAAGGAGUCUCAGGGAGGAUGUUUGCUCUGAGAGGCUGUGACUGUGCCACACAGUUCCUCCUAAUGACUCCUGAGCUGUGGAUACACCUCAGGCCAGAAGCAUUGCUCACAGUUUGGCCAGCACUACACAGUAUUUGGACUCUUCCGAACUUUCUUUAUAAUAACUGCUCUCACAGGAACCUUGUUUUUUUUUUUUUUAAUUUUGUUUUUUUUCCCUAACCAGAGCACUUGAAAUAGAAAUGACACCAUCACUAAGUCUGUCAACAUUUGUAAUGAAUUAAGUUUCUUAAAUAAGCAGCUAUAGUUCAAAAAUGUGAAAUGUGUCCCAGAAGAGAUGGAGAUAAAUUAGAAACCAUCACAGAGAGAUGUGCUGAGGGCUUUUUCCAUCCCCAGGUUCUCAGUUUGAUCAUAUUAACAAUGAGGGAAAAUAAGUUAAUAUGAAGAACAGGACACCAUCCAAAAUGUUUUAAUAUAAUUUAAGUUUAUUACAGUAAACUCUCAAGUCUGUGCACUUUACCUGUCAAACACUCCAUAGCGCAGACAUAGGAAUUAGCACCUCAUUGUAAACCGUUUGUAGCUGUUGUUUGCUUUUUGUCAUUUGGUGACAACUUGAAAAAUGGGAAUUGAAUUUGUUAGCCAUUGCAGCACAACAAUAGCCUCUAAAAGCUUCACACAGACUGGAUUUUUGCCAAGUACAGUACGUUUUGGCAGGACAACAACAAAUAGCAACAGAAGUGUUACUGUAAUGCCUUUUAACAAAAGGUGUGAAUCUGUUUCCAGCGAUGCACGUGGCAGUUUCAGCACUGCUCGCUUCUCCUUGUAGGUCUCAUUUACAGACGCCAAGGUGGUGACAUUAAGUAGCUAGAAAUGGAAAUUACCAAGCGAUGUCUUCCCAUGGAUGUCACGGAUCACAGUGGGCAGGUGUGAUAGUUUGGGAUACGCCAACACCUGCUUGCUCACGCAAAGAGUCACGUGGCGCUCAAACAGAUGAAGGAGCUCUUCUUACCAAAAACUAAAGCUACGUCAAUGGGCAAACUUUUCAUUGCAUAGCAAUGGACAUAGCAUGCCUGAGGGAAUUGUUUGUAUGUCUAUGUUUGUGUUGGACAUGGACUGUAUAUGAAAUGGACAUCGUUUUCCUGUUAGUAGAAGUAGCAAUAGGUCGGUUUGAAUGGAAGUCUAUGGGAAAACAAACCUUCUUGAUUUAUAAUACAUUUCCUUGAGUACUAAAUAGUCUCAGUCUUCUUCAGGACAUCUUCACUUUUGUAUAGUGUGUUCCCAGCUGGUGUCUUCCAGUAGGUGCUUGGUUAUGAACCUUGAGGCUUCAUUUACAGGAGUUUGUUUUGCGACUGGAAGACCACGUCCCAUUUGAUAUACAGUCUCUGGUGUAUGGAAUAAAACUAAUGUCAUUGUUGUGUUUAUAUAAAUGAAUCCUAAUAUAUAUAUAUAUAUGUAUAUCUGCAUCAUGUGGGUGUGUUCCAUAAAAACCAUGCAGCAAAAAAGUAGCCAGUAGAAGCUCGGACACUGAGCGCGUUUGGUUCUUAACAUCAAGUAUUUUCCCCCCCAAACUGUCAAACCUCUCUUCUCAGUCUUUAGGUCUCAUUUUUGUAGAUAUUCCGUGUAAUUACCAUCACGCUUGUUUGUCGUCGUCAACACACAGUGAAUGGAACGGCACCCUCCUUAGUUUAUGACAUUGUAACUUAGGGCUUUGCGUUACCUCGGCAAGCAAACCAGCUGGCACUGUGUUUUUAUUACAUGAAGGGAGUUUGUGAGGACAUUAUGUUAGUCGAUGUGUUUGUGGUCACACCUGAGAAAAACAGACGUCCAAAUACGGUCACCCAAUAAAGUCGUGUGAUGAAGGAUCAAAUUCAAUAUUUAAGUCACUUUCAGUCAAAAGGGAGUCAGCAUUGUUCUGUUUUUGUUUAAAAAAAAAAAAAGAAAAAAAUCACAGUUCACCCUCAUUCCUACCUCCCCUCUCACGAACCCCUUGUGCUAAUGUCUCCUGUGUAUAUAGAGUGUUCACGAACAAACACUGAUAAUUGUUCUCGCUUGAGUGAAGGUGUAAAAAAAAGAAAAAAAAGGUUCACUCUGUGUCUCUGCUCAGGGAUCUCAAGCAGUGGGUUAUCGCAGAAACUUGUUCACAGAGCGUUUACUAAAUUAAAGAUUUAUUUUUGAAAGAUGUUGUAUUUGUAUAAAUUAUGAAGAUUUGUAGCCUUUUGUCUCCUUUUUCUAAUAUAAAUAUGAAACCGUGUGCCAGGAUACACCCUUUUUCUCUCUAUGUUGCUUUUUUUUCCACAAUAAAUUGAUGGUGUUCUGCUAUUG
Solea senegalensis (Senegalese sole) is the source of this 5380-nucleotide messenger RNA. RefSeq names its product transmembrane O-mannosyltransferase targeting cadherins 2b (gene tmtc2b). Gene Ontology annotation, molecular function: protein binding; mannosyltransferase activity. The record is from RefSeq and is a predicted model, not a curated record. NCBI's taxonomy places the organism in Eukaryota, Metazoa, Chordata, Actinopteri, Pleuronectiformes, Soleidae. The transcript has 12 exons. Gene Ontology annotation, cellular component: endoplasmic reticulum membrane. Gene Ontology annotation, biological process: protein O-linked glycosylation via mannose. Bases 443 to 2977 code for a protein of 844 amino acids.